Molecule: messenger RNA, 1955 nt
Organism: Sorex araneus (European shrew)
Lineage: Eukaryota; Metazoa; Chordata; Mammalia; Eulipotyphla; Soricidae
Gene: TEKT4
Product: tektin 4
Exons: 7
Coding region: 516-1940 (474 amino acids)
Biological process (GO): cilium assembly; cilium movement involved in cell motility
Cellular component (GO): microtubule cytoskeleton; nucleus; sperm flagellum
Source: RefSeq, a predicted model, not a curated record
GACUGCAGUGACAGGACGGAAAGGCCCAGUGCCGCUCUGGCCUCCCUCCCAUGCCCGCCUCCAGGUCCCCUCUGCACCCCUCGUCCCCACAGGAAGAGCACUCCCCAGGAACCCCGGAGCUGGGGGGCAGGAAGAUGCCGCUGGAGGAGCCCCGGGAGGGACCAUCCCGCCCGGAAGCCGGUGGACGCAGGCCUCAGGUGAGCUGAGCCGGGCGCUUCAGGCAAGAGAACCGCAGCAGAGACACCAACAGUGGACGCUCUGAUGCCAGGGCAAGUGACCAGCACCGAACCUCUCUCCAUGGUCACAGGCGCCAGCAUCUGGCCAUCCCAGCAGCCGGGCUGUGACGGUCCUUGGUGGUAGUAAAUCCAGGAUGUUGGCUCUGGGAAGCGGGUGGGGGCCUACGGUUGGGGCCAGUCUGGCCCUUUAAGAGAAUGUGGGCGAAGGGUGGAACCCUGUUGCCUAGCAACAGGCGUCUCCUCUACCUGAGUCCAGUCUCUGGGAGACAGGAGUGAGCCAUGGCGUCCUCGGGGCACCCAGUGGCCCUCGAGGCCCCCCAGUCCUCCCUGGCGCCCUGUGGCCUGCCCCCGCUCUGCCUGGCAGGGGAGUCGGACAUGCUCCUGACCAGGCAGAGGGCCCCUCAGACGGUGCCCGCCUGCGAGCUGCCCCCGAAGGUCUACGACAUGGCACUCAACACGGGCGCCCACACGUCCUCAGGCCUGGCCACCGCCGGCUUCCGCACCGCCAAGUACCUGAUGGACGAGUGGUACCAGAACACCUAUGCCCGCUACUACCAGGCCUUCGCCGACCGAGACGGGUCCGAGCGGCAGCGCCACGAGAGCCGCCAGCUGGCGUCCGAGACAGAGGCGCUGGCGCGACGCACACAGGAGGACUCCACGCGCAAGGUGGGUGCCCGCCUGCAGGACAUGCACAGCUGGAAGUCAGAGCUGCAGCGGCAGGUGGAUGACCUGGUGUCCGAGACCCGCCUGUUGCUGGCCCAGAAGCGGCGGCUGGAGCGGGCACUGGACACCUCGGCUGUGCCCUUCUCCAUUGCCACCGACAACUUGCAGCGUCGCGAGCGCCGCCAGCACCCCGACCUGGUCCGGGAUUCCGUGGAGAUGGAGCUGCUGAAGGAGGCGGAGCUAAUCCGGAACGUCCAGGAGCUCCUGAAGAGGACCAUUGUGCAGGUGGUGAACCAGAUCCGGGAGAAUCGGCAGCAGAAAGAGACCUGUGAGAUCAACUGGUCCGACAAGGUGGAGUCAUACAACAUCGACGACAAGUGCUCUCGCUAUCACAACAACAGCAUCGAUAUCCAGUUCCACCCGCACUCGCUGGCCUACGAGGAGAGCGCCUCCACACCCGAGACUUGGGACAAGUUCAACCGGGAAAUCCUGCAGCGCGCCGACCGCGAGCGCCUGGCCACGGUCAACCUGCGGGCGCUCAUCGACAACAUCCUGAAGGACACGGCAGAGGACCUGCGGCUGCAGUGCGACGCCGUGAACCUGGCCUUCGAGCGCCGCUGCGAGGAGCUGGAGGACGCGCGCCACAAGCUGGAGUUUCACCUGCACAAGACGCUGCGGGAGAUCACGGAGCAGGAGCACAACGUGGCGCUGCUCAAACAGGCCAUCAAGGACAAGGAGGCGCCGCUGAAGGUGGCCCAGACCCGCCUGUACCAGCGCUCGCAGCGGCCCAACGUGGAGCUGUGCCGAGACAUCGCCCAGUCCAGGCUGACGAGCGAGGUGGAGGAGCUGAACAUGUCCUUGGCGGCCCUGAAGGAGAAGCUUCUGGAGGCAGAGCAGUCCCUCCGCGACCUGGAGCACACGCGCAUGGCCCUGGAGAAGGACGUGGCCGUCAAGGCCAACAGCCUGGCCAUUGACCGGCAGCAGUGCCUGGCGCACCGAGCGCACUACCCUACCGUGCUGCAGCUCUCUGGCUACGAGUGAGCCCGCGCCCCAAUA